AUGUCUUUUUCGAGUUUACUACCAGCUCCUAGAGCAAUCAUUUCUUCACACGCAGCAGAAGAAGACGACGAUGACAAUGACCAACAAGCAUCACUAAAGCCAUCAGCACCAAUACGAAAACAGAUUCCAGCAUAUGGCCAACGACGAAACUUUAUACCAAAGACACCCGAAGACUACGGAGAUGGAGGUGCAUUUCCCGAAAUUCAUGUGGCUCAAUAUCCACUCGAUAUGGGACGAACUAGAGCUGGCAAGACAUCAUCGACUAUCCCAUUGACUACUGAUGCCAGUGGCAGAAUAAGGUACGACAGUGUCCUAAAGCACGCUGAUAAAAGUAGUGCUAGUAUAGCUGGCAUGCAAACUCAGUUCAAGGACUUGGUGCCCAUGGAUAUAAAGGCUGAUGAUUCGUGGGACAAGCCUGGUGAAGAUGUCGUUCAGGAGACUACGGAAAAGACUAGAGCUGCUUUGGAAAAGGUCUUGUCAUCGAGAAUCACUGCUGGUCAGCAGCGCGCAGACAAAGAUGGUGAAGAUGAUAAAGGCCCAGCCUAUAUAAAAUACACAUCAACCCAAGCUGGAAAUAAUGCUACAGGCACUCAAUCCCGAAUCAUUCGUAUGGUGGAAGCUCCAAUAGAUCCAUUAGAACCUCCACGAUUCAAGAUUAAAAAGAUGCCUCGUGGACAGGGCUCGCCACCACCUCCCGUAAUGCAUUCACCACCUCGUAAAGUAUCUGUAGAAGAACAAAAAGCAUGGUACAUACCUCCCACCAUAUCGAACUGGAAGAAUGCCAAAGGGUACACCAUACCUCUGGACAAACGAUUAGCAGCAGACGGUCGUGGCCUACAGGAAAUAACUAUAAAUGAUGGAUUUGCUAAAUUAUCUGAAGCCUUGUUUAUCGCUGAUCGACAUGCUCGAGAAGAAGUUCGAGUACGUGCUGAAAUGCAGUCUAGACUAGCUGCCAAAGAAAAGAAGGAAAAGGAAGACAAGUUGAGAACAUUGGCUCAACAGGCUCGAGAAUCUAGAAGUGGUAUAUUGCCAACUAGUAGUAGUGCUGGGGGUGGAGAUGGUAUUGGAACGAAUUCCAAUGCUAUACCAUUAGGUAUUCGUAAAGGUGGCAUGACGCCAUCACAGUCACCAGAAUCUCGAAGAGCUGUGAGUGAUGAGGAUGACGACGAGGAUGAAGAGACUCGUCGUGCUGCCAAGGAACGUGAUUCACUCAGAAGAGAGCAACAAAAGAAACGUGAACGAGAAAUGAGAAUGACACAUAUGGGUGCUGAGACCAAGCAGAGAGUGUUAUCCAAGAGUGACGAGAGAGAUAUAUCCGAAAAGAUUGCCUUAGGUCUUGCCAAACCAACAAUGUCGAAAGAAGCCAUGUUUGAUCAACGUCUCUUCAACCAAUCGGAAGGCAUUGGCUCUGGUUUUGGAAACGAUGAUUCCUAUGGCAUAUACGAUAAAGCUCUAUUCGCGGGUGGCAGCGCAUCCGCCAUAUAUCGACCCAAGAAGACCACCACCGAUGUAGCACCAGGAGUCGAUACCGAACGUAUAGAUCGAAUCCUUGAAGGAAGCGGUAAUGCUCCUCAUCGAGGUUUCAAGGGCACAGAAGGUGGUCCGGGUGUCUCACAAUCAGGAUCAGCGAGAGAUGGACCAGUGCAAUUUGAAAAGGAGGAGGCUGAUAUGUUUGGUAUUGACUCCUUCUUGAGUACUGCUAAGCGGGGCCGUGAGCCUGUUAAAGAAGUGCGAGGGGGAUCUAUGGCUGCUGCUGUAGCUGGUAAAAAGGAGGAUUAUGAUGGUGGUGCGGGUAGUAAACGGAAAAUGAAUUUCGAGCCGGCCGGUGGUAGCAGUAGUGGUGGUGAUAAGCGUGGAAGGUAUUGA
Molecule: messenger RNA, 1866 nt
Organism: Synchytrium microbalum
Lineage: Eukaryota; Fungi; Chytridiomycota; Chytridiomycetes; Synchytriales; Synchytriaceae
Exons: 4
Coding region: 1-1866 (621 amino acids)
Biological process (GO): mRNA splicing, via spliceosome
Cellular component (GO): spliceosomal complex
Source: RefSeq, a predicted model, not a curated record